ACGAAAAUAACGCGUCAUGAGAAACAUGGCGGAUUAGUGUGUGUGUGCAUGGGGUCCGCUACUUGCCAGACGGUCGUCGACAAAUGAAAAGCUCAUUUCUGACAGAAAGCGACUUUUUCUUCAACAGGUCAAAAUGUUUCGACGGUCAAGAUUUAGCAUUCGGCCCAAUGUUGCGACAGCAGGAAGAGCAACAGCAGCAGCAGCAGCAGCACCUCAGGACGCCCCCUCAGUGAGCCAGGAGUCCAGUGAGACCCUCAAAGACACCAAUGAGAGCAGCACUGCUACUGCUGUGACAGAUAACAAGUCUGCUGGGACACCGGAAAAACCUGCAGGCCCAGCGGAUGGUAAUGACCAAAAUGGGGAAGGUACCAGCUCCUCGGCAGCAGUCCAGAGGAGGAAGCGGUUUGCUAUCAAGCCCAAAGUGGCCCCAGGUCGCCCCUCCGCUCUUGCUCGGACGCCAAAGUCCCCCGCCAAGGCAGUUUCCGAAACUCCCAUUGAAGUCUCUGCCUCAGACCAUGAGAAGCCAACGACAUCUGGCCAAACUGAGACUACACCGGCCCCUCAGGGACUCCAGUCCCCAAGGCGACGGAGGCUUUCAGAAGAGAGCAAGCAGCUCAAAGUGCAACCUAAACCCAUCCUUACCCCUUCUGACAGUUCAGGACCUUCAGCUGUUCCUCCAGACCUCCAAACCCAUCUACCAGAGGACAGCAGCAAACCGUUAGAAAGCACGUCAGGUUGUGAAGUUAAAGACGUUCCUUCCAGACUACCAGAUAAAAUCCCCCUAUCUCUGCCAGACAAAGAAGCUAUUGAGUUAUCAGAGAAAGCCAAAACUCUGGUGUCCUCCAAGUACGGGCUUUCACUGUCACCUCCUGCGCUCUCUCUGAGUAGACUCCUGAAUAACCCAUCAGACUUACAGAGGCUCGCAAAGGCACGAAAGCUCAGAGAGUUGCUCAGAGAGGAGAUGCACAAAGAGAAGAAAAAGAAGAAAGCUGUGUCACGUGUGAAGGAGUUUACUUUAGAUCCUGCCAAAAUGACCAUGAGGGACCUUAUCCGUUAUCUACCAGUGUCUAACCCCAUGACAUCUAGUUUAGAAGAUGCAGCUCCAGAGAAUGAGACUGUGGUCCCUCCUUCUCCAGGAAGAGAAGAGUCACCAGAGAGAGCACAGGAACCUAAAGCCCCCCCUAAAAUUGGAAGCCCCAGAGAGGAGGAAGAGGCGGUGGCGGCGGCAGCAGUGGCAGAGGGAGAGGAAGAGGAAGAGGAGGAUGAAGAAGCGCUCAUGGUUCCUCAGGUCAAAGUAGCAGAGGAUGGCUCGCUGAUCAUUGAUGAAGAGAGCUUGACAGUGGAAGUCCUGCGAGCCAAAGGUCCAAACCCGGCUCAGGAUCGAGACCCCAUCUUUGAGCGUGGCUCCACUACAACUUACUCGAGCUUCAGGAAAGGGACCUAUUCGAAACCCUGGUCCAGUGAAGAGACAGACAUGUUCUUCCUGGCAAUUAGCAUGGUGGGGACAGACUUUUCCAUGAUUUGUCAACUGUUUCCUCACAGAGCUCGAUCGGAGAUAAAGAACAAAUUCAAAAAGGAAGAGCGAGAGAAUGCCUGGAGGAUUGACAAAGCUUUCAGAGAAAGGCGCAAACUGGAUAUAGAGUAUUUUUCUAAGCUGCUAGAGAAGAUUCUAGAAGUUCAGAAAAACAGGAAGAAACUCAAGUCACUCGCUGACAAGAACUCCCCCAGGAAGCACAAGAAAAAGUCAAAGGGCAAAAAAGCAGCAAAGAACCUGAGUGAUGUGGAGGAGGAGGAUGAGGAAGAUGAGAACGAAAUGCCUGACUUGGAGGAGGGGGAGAAGGAGAAUGAGGGAGGAACUCCUGUUUCGAAGCCGAAGAGGAAACGCAAAAGAAAGACGGCCUCGACUGAGGAACCAGAUGACAAGAAAAACAAAACGGGUGAAAAAAGUAAUGAACAAGAUGAGGUCUGCAUACCCGAAGACGCAGAGGCAGCACUUCCCGAGGACCGUGCAAAUUCAGACAUGCCUGAAAAGACGCAGGAUGUAGAUGCAGCCAAGGACACCACAAUUAAGCCAGCUAAGCUCUCACGAGGCAGAGCGCCAAAACCACUGCUGCCUUUAGGCCGGAAGUGGGGUAAAAAGGCCCCACCACCCUCUACGAAGGCCAAAGACGAUGUGUCAGAUAAAGGGGACGAGAGUGUGAGUGACGGAGCCUCAAAGGAACAGGUAAGUAAAGAUGCAGCUAGUAAGAGGAAGUCAGACAAUGAUGACAUUUCAUCUGAGGAAGAGGAUGCCACCGUUCAACCUCCGAAACCUACCAGGUAUGGAAGAGUGCCCAAACCCACCAAGCCCUUGACUUACCCUGCCAAAGAGGAUGCACACUCCUCUGCAUCUGAAACCACUCCUGCCUCACCAGCGGGGUCCACCGCUGUCGCUGCCAAGCCGAAAAUCAAAUGCACAGCCAAGAGGGGAAGAUCAUCAAAGCUACAAUCAACCCAAGAGUCCAAAAAGCCCAAAUUGGUCACCCUCAGGGCUUCUCAGUCAGAAGACAGUGAUGAGGAGAACGAAAAGCAGUGGGAGGAAGAAGAGGUGGAGGAAGAGCAACACCCUGCGUGCAGCUUCAGUAAGGACGGCACUGCCCCUGCGUUCGUGCCCGCCAGCCUGCGCUCGCCACGUCCUGUAAUUUCAGAAGUGGAAGAGACUAUGGAGGAGCUUGAUAUCUUGGCCAAUAUGCCUGAUGUGUUGGGCAUCUCCCAAGAUGCUAUGUGCCCUGAUGCCUCUUGCGAGCUGGCACAAAAUGAGGCUGGCACUGUUGAACCAUGUGAACAUCAGCUGGACCUCCUGGUCGAUGUUAUAGACUUCCUUUCUUCAGAACACCCAGAAGUAACUGAGGAUGAGAGCUACAAUGAGGCUGCUCAAACCCUGUUGACCAUCGGCAACUUGGCUCACCUCGCUCAGCCAACUCAGAAUGAAACAGCCAUACAAGAUCACACAACAGAGAUACCGUCAGUCACUGUGGAUGAAACAAGCCAACACCAAGAAGUUGAGAUUGCACCAAAGCCUGCUGUGCAAGAGGAAAACAGUGCCAUGUCUGCAAUUUCUUGUCAAGUAGUCACAGAAACAUUAGAAAAUGUUGCCACUGUGGAGCCACAAAACAGCACAACAGACACCGUUGACAUGCCUAUUCUUGAAACAAGUGAUCAGAGGACUGCUCCUGAGAUGGACCCUACCCCUCAAUUGCAGUCAACUCCCGAGAGGUCAAAGACAAAUUCUCCACAAACCAGGAGAGGUCGCUUAUCUAAGUUGAAACCAAAACCUAACCUAGGCCAGUCCUCACGGACUGCAAAAUCCCGACCAGAGGCAUCAACAGAGAGGACGGUUGUAGAGAGCCACACAGUUGCUCCCGACCUUUCUCAAACCACUGAGACUCUAUCAGCUGCUGAUGAAACCUCUAAGACAGCAGACAGUAGUCAACAAUUGUCAAAAGAAGACAUUUCUUGUGUUGAAAUUAAACUUGCAGAAGAGCCAUCUGGAAGUCAGAUUGUUGUUGCUGCGACAUCAGAUCAGAGUAUCUUGGAAAACCAAAGUCCAAACCAAAGUUUGGAACAGGGCACCGGAAACUCCACCAGAGAGUCCACAGAUAAAAUGCUGACCUCUCCUGUUGGGACAACUAAGAGUAGUUGUAGUGAUCUGGUGCCAUCUGAGACAGGCUUGCAAGGGACAAUAAUAGAUUCAGCUCCAGUUCAGCAGAGUAGUGACCAUCCUACUUCAUGCAUUACACCUGUAGAAGAUUUACCUGUCAGUCAGAAAGAAGAGAGUGAAGACACUUCUACCCGACAGACCAGGAGGAGCAGAUUUCCGAAAGUCAAACCCAAACCCAACCUAGCACAUGCGUCGAGAACUGUCCAUUCUAAACCCCAAACCAUAAAAGACGCCAUAGAGAAAGACUCUAGUCCAACUCCAAAGCCCAAAUUACAUGAAAAAACAAUAGCAGAGGUUGAAGCAGAACCAACUUGCAGUCAAAUCACUGGUCCCACUUCAGAUUUGAUACCAUUGUUGGAUUUAGGUUCUACUCUUACACCCUCAGCUGAGGAGAAAAAGACAGAUGUCGGAGUUCUUGGACCGGUAGAAUCAAGUGCAGCAACAUCAGAUCAGAUUGCCUCAGAAAACCAAAACUUCUUUCAAUCUAGUAUGGAACAAGCCUCUAGAGACACAAGGACACCACCUGAGUCAACAGAAGAAAAACUGAUGUCUCAUGAUGGGGAAGCCCAGAGCACUGAUAGUAAUUUGCUGACAUCUGACUCACCAGAAUCACAAGUUGGACAACUUGGGCCAAACAUAGACUCAGCCACAGUCCAAGCAAGCAGCGAUCAUCCUUCUCCAUGUUUUACACAUGUUAAAGAGUUACCUGUCAGUCAGAAAGAAGAGCAUGAAGUUGCAUCUACUUCCCAGACAAGGAGAGGUCAGUUACAGAAAGUUAAACCCAAACCCAACUUACUACAGACAAGAUCUGUGCGGUCCAGACCUCAAACCACAAAAAACACUGAAACACAGAUGCAGCUCAUGGAGAAACCCUCCAGCCCACCUUUAAGGUCUGAAACCACUGACGGCACAAUAGCAGAAGCACAGACAACUUGCAGUACCACCUCUUCUGAAAAACCAUCCCAAAUUCAAACAACUGCCCCUUCUUCAGUUUCAGUACCAUCACUAAAAUCAUGCCCUACUCAUGAACCCACAGAGGAAUUAUCUUCAACAGAAGGCUGCAGGACAGAAGGAAGUGCUCUAGACUCAAGCUCAGAGGCCCCAGAACAAAAUGUACCUCAAAGAAGGCGACGCUUUCCCAAGGUCAAACCCAAACCCAAUUUAGGAUCCUCCACUAGAAUUUCGCAGACAAAACUACAGACAACUGAUGUCAGUAAACCAUUAGAACAGUGCCAUAUGGACACCUCUUCAAAUGUAACCGCAGUACAACAGGCCAUGGACAAUAACGAUGCACAAACAGAACUGAAACUCGCAGCGAAAGACAGUGAGCACUUGACAUCAACAAGUUCUUCGUUACAUACCGAACUUCUCAGCUCAACAAAGUUAGGACCUGCAGAGUCAGAGAAGUCACAAGAUGACACAAAAGACAGUGAGCACUUGACAUCAACAAGUUCUUUGUUACAUACCGAACUUCUCAGCUCAACAAAGUUAAGACCUGCAGAGUCAGAGAAGUCACCAGACGACACAAAAGACAGUGAGCACUUGACAUCAACAAGUUCUUUGUUACAUACCGAACUUCUCAGCUCAACAAACUUAGGACCUGCAGAGUCAGAGAAGUCACAAGACGACACAAAAGAUGUGGGUACGUCCUCCGAUGGUUUCGUCAUAGCAACAUCUUCGGUUUCUGAGAGUCAGUCUGUGGUGACCGACUCAGUUCCUGAAAAUAAGAGCCUUGAGAAACCCACAGCUGAAGGGGAAUCUACAGGGGACAAGGUGGAGGCUGGACCUGCUUCACAGGACACGUCCAUUACACCUACUGAGUCAAAUACCCAACUAACAGCUGCUAUUUCAGAUGUCCUGCCAUCAGAAGACGGUUCAAAAGAGUCAAACAUUAAAUCUGCUAAUACACCGUGCACAGCAGAUCCCAAAGAAAAAACUCAACAGCCACGUUCAGAGAAUGACUCUGAGGCACAAAGUCCAGCCGUAGUCCAACAGUGUUCUCAAACUACUGAAACUAACUUAACAGCUGCCCAAAGCACUGAUGAGCAUAAGUUAGAGUCAAAAGACUCUUCUGAGUCCUCAAGAAAAGCUCCUCCGAUUCGUAGAGGCCGGCUUGUUAAACCCAAACCCAAUCUGGGACGCAGCAGCCAACCUCCACAACCCAAACAAGUCCAGAAUAUAAAACAAGCGGAAGAAGUUUCUGGUAAUCACUCAGAAGAUGUGGAUGCUUCGAUUUCCCACAAACCUGUGUCUGAAAUACGACCUGACAUCCAAGAACCAGCAGAGGGAGCUGUUGAGCAACACAUUAUCCCCCCUGUAAAUGAUGCCGCGUCCUCGCUGGCCUGCAUAACACCAGUGAUUGAACAACUGAGUCAACAGGACUCCCCUUCAGAUGUUGCUGGAUCCUCUCUGGGAUGUUUGACACAAGUACCUGACAAUUCUACACAGUCCCCGGACGCAUCAACAUCCGGUACAGAAGUGACCCAAAUUCAUCCAAGUCUCACAAUAUUUCCAGACAUGCUGUCGGAUCAGGUGCCUUCAGAUCCAGAUGAACCGUUUUUCAUCCUCUCUUUGACUGAAAUCCCGGUCUGUCCAUCAGGGGAGGUGGUGGACAGCGUGUCUGAGCCCCUCUCUUAUCUCCCUGCAACAGAUGCAUCGGUACAGCAACAGAGCAGUGAUCUCGGAGCAGCAGAUGGACUUCUCUCUGAUGUCGCUGUACCUGCGUCCACGGAGGAGAGUAGUGAAACAGGCCUCGUUGGGUCGGACACAGCUGCACAGAUGCAUUCGAUCGUGGAGAACCCAGUGGAUCCACAUGAGAGUUCUUCAGUCCAGCCAUCCAUGUUAGCAGAGGCUGCAGAGAAUGAUGACGAGGCUGAACCCCCUCCCUCAAAACAGAGACCAGGAAGAGCCGCCAAACUGCAGGUUAAGCCCAAAACUCAAAGGAAGAGACAAGCCAGCAAGGAAGCAGAGUCAACCCCAGCUCAGGACUCAGAGCUUCCUGGACCGUCUGAGGAGCCAAAAGUCAUGGAUGAGCUCAGCGAUGAGCCACAAAAAGAAAGCGGCGAUCGCACAGAUUUGGAAAAGGAGAUCCCGACAGGUGGGAAAGACCCUGAGGAUAGCAGCUCAGGAGCACAGACUACAGGGAGGAGGGGGACUAGUAGUCGGAAAAGAAAACCCAAAAGCUUACAUCCUGUCUCUGAGACGAGCAUCACAAGCGAUUCUGCACCGAACAAACCAGCUUCAAAGGCCAAAACGUCACGUGCUGCAGGUAAACGAUCCGCCCGAGCACAGGUACGCUCGCCAUCAGACAACCGCUCUCCUACACCCGGUCCAACACAGCCGCCACCGGAGGAAGAAACCCAUUCGGCACCCUCUAACACAUCCCCGACACAAACGGAGGCGGCCGUCGUACAGACCUCUGAGCACGGCCGACUCUGCUCAGACCCGGCUCCGAGCACUUCUCCAUGGACGGCUGAGGUUUCAGCAUCCCAGCAAAGUGACAGCCUGGAGAGCAGCUCUAUGGAAGAGGAGGAGCCCAUGAGCGUGUCUCAAUACUUCUUAAGUGACAUUUUUACAGAAGUGGAGGAGGGAUGAAAGCCAUAGAGAGGAGGAGCGAGAGGAGACUUUUUUUUCUUUUAAAGAUCUGUUGUAUUAAGUUAUGUCUGUAAAGGUUAAUUUAUAACUAAGACUGUUUUGUUCUUGUUGUUUUUGCUGUCAGAUGUAAUUAACUGAAGCUAAAUUUAAUAUACUGACAUGCAUUUUCACUUUCACAAGCACUUUGAAUAUGUACAGUAGUUUCAAUUUACUGAAUUUUUUUUUAAACAGCCAUUAGUUCAAAUAACUAAAAACAACUGCUACAUCACCAGUUUAACUUAAAGAAGUGUCAGCUUUUCCCCAAGUAUUCAUUAUGUUUCGAGCCUCGGAUCCAUUCGUUUUGUUGUUUAAAGAUAUGCGAGCGUGUAAAUAUUGUACAAUAACAAACUGGUUUAUGAUUUUUCUUUUCUUCCCACGUCUGUUCCGUUAACAUAGACCACAAGAUUGGUUUCAGGAAAAAAAAAAAAACUGGAUUACUUGCAAUCAUGUACAAUUGUUUUUGUGUAAUGUUGUGCUAAUUUUUAAUAUGUUCUAAACAAAACAUUCUGAAACAAAUCUGCUCGUAUUACCAAAAAAGGAAUUGUCUUUUCAUUUCAGUUCGUAGCAUUGUAGCAGCCGACUCCAUACAGAGCAGAGGUUUGUUCGUCCUUGUACUGUCACACAGCGUUCAGAUUAUUAUGGUUGAUACUUGAAAUGAGAACACAUCAUGUGUUAUCGACCUUAAGUUUCAUUGGUUUAUUAAAAGUUCAAAUGUGGGAUUAUGUAAGAUCUGAAUAAAAUAUAUUCUUCCACCGA
Molecule: messenger RNA, 8089 nt
Organism: Larimichthys crocea (large yellow croaker)
Lineage: Eukaryota; Metazoa; Chordata; Actinopteri; Sciaenidae
Product: transcription factor TFIIIB component B'' homolog
Exons: 28
Coding region: 134-7294 (2386 amino acids)
Biological process (GO): RNA polymerase III preinitiation complex assembly
Cellular component (GO): transcription factor TFIIIB complex
Molecular function (GO): TFIIIC-class transcription factor complex binding
Source: RefSeq, a predicted model, not a curated record